Messenger RNA from Tremella mesenterica DSM 1558, 951 nucleotides. RefSeq lists its product as uncharacterized. The transcript is spliced from 6 exons. NCBI's taxonomy places the organism in Eukaryota, Fungi, Basidiomycota, Tremellomycetes, Tremellales, Tremellaceae. Bases 1 to 951 code for a protein of 316 amino acids. Gene Ontology annotation, molecular function: 3'-5'-DNA exonuclease activity. The record is from RefSeq and is a predicted model, not a curated record. Gene Ontology annotation, cellular component: cytosol.
AUGGCUACAGUAUCACCGAAUCCAUCAAGUAUCCGUUUCGCAGACAUCGCCGUCAAUUUUACCGAUCCGAUGUUUCAAGGCAUCUACCAUGGCAAAACCCGACAUGAUCCCGAUCUUGACCAUGUGAUCUCCCGUGCUCGAUCCAGCGGAAUAUCUCGAAUGCUCAUCACUGGAACAUCUUUGUCUGAGUCUCGAGCGGCUUUAGACUUAGCCAAGAAGUAUGACCUUCAUUGUACUGCAGGAAUACAUCCCACAUCAACAUCAGAAAUUUCAAACCAUCCUUCCGGUCCAGAAGAUUACUUAUCAAAAUUGAGAGAAUUAAUCGCGAUCGACAGAGGAGAAGGGGGUAGUAAACGUAUAAUCUCCAUUGGUGAAAUUGGACUUGAUUAUGAUAGAUUACAUCAUUCUCCCCGUGAAACUCAAUUACGAUACCUUCCCAAACUCUUGAGUUGGGCAAAGGAAUUCAAUCUUCCACUUUUCUUACAUUCCCGAUCUUCAGAAGCGCAUGUCGACUUGAUGCGGAUUUUGAGAGAAGUAGGAUGGGAUGAAAGUUGGAGAGGUGUGAUUCAUUCUUUUACUGGAACGAAGGAAGAGAUGUAUGAGCUUAUUGAGCAAGGUUUGUAUAUCGGUAUAAACGGUUGCGCUCUGAAGUUAUCCCAGGGUUUAGAUGUAGUUCGAGAAAUUCCAGAAAAUCGUAUAUUACUUGAGACUGACUCCCCAUGGUGUUCCAUAACAUCUACACACGCUUCUUACCCUUUUCUUCCCCCCACCUCAGCACAACUCAAAAAGGUGAAUCAUAAAUCUUGGUCAGCGGAUACCGGUAUCAAAGGUCGACAAGAACCUUCAGAUUUAAUUUCGAUAGCUCAUAUCGUCGCUAAGAUAAGAGGUGUAACUUUGGAAUAUCUCGCUAGGGUAUGUUGGGAGAAUACUGAGAGAUUAUUUCAUUCUUGA